UUCAGUGACCUUUCAAUUCUGACCUUUUGCAAACAUGGACGGAUCUAUUAGUUGAAGAUCUAUUCCGUGUCAUUGUGUCAUUUAACUUACUUAAGGAUUCAUUAGUCUGCAUUUUGAUUACCGAUUGCUAGAAGCUGGCCCUCUUCUUGUUUGAUCGUAUGCUUACGGAAGAACAAUCUGCUUUCCUGUAAUCUCGCCAGGUGGAUUGUACGUCCGUCAUCAGAACGCCAACAGAGGCCUUCAGAGGUUGACAAUGACGCUGCACUAGUUUACAGAAAGGCACGUGGUUGCCGGUCUACAAAAGCUUUUAAAAGCCAACUGUUCAACAGUGGUCAGUUUUUAAUAAUGUACACUUUAUUGACAAAUAGAACAGCAGUGAGGGUAAUCAUCAACGAGGUUUUAAUAUAGCCUCAUAUACAAAAUGAUGAUGUCACUGAUGCCAACAAAGAACGAGUAAAAGUGUGCAGAUGAUUUGGUAUCGUCAAACAAGCACAAGUUCGAACUAAAAAAAAAUAUUUUACACAACUAAGAAGGACAAUUAACAGGAAGAAUACUAACUAAAUAAUAAAUGCAAAAAAACCAGAGGGAAAGUCACUGGAGAGAAUAAAGUGUUGACUAUAAAUAUUAUUGGGUGCUGCAAUGUUCCUUCUGUUGCUACUUGCUUUAAAUAAACCAUUCAGCAAUUUCUAUGGAAGUUCAGUCAAUAGCACCCACAAUGACCAUAAAGGAGAAAUGUCACCUAACAACAAUAUAUGUACACAACCUCACAUUGGGCCUGAUUAACUGGUAUAUAACCAGGAAUACGUUGAAACUAAUGAAUAGAAUACAAUAAACUAAAUGAUUUUGGCUCUCUAUUCCAGUAGUUAUUUCAUAAAGCUAUCCAGUUAUCGGAGCCAGUCCAUUUCUUCUUAUUUAUGUUAGUACAAUAUGUGACUUUAUAUUGUUUCUGUUUCAUUUAUGCAGUCUUUCUUUUCAUAAAAUUGCACACGGUCCAUCCGGGAUAUUGGUAAUAUAACAACAGCAGAUGACAGUUUAUUGUAAGUGAAAACAACAACACAACAAGAGUUGGUUGAUAAACGUUGUAUUCAUAGAGGGACGGUCUGUGAAUUGUAUCUCGCGCAUAAUGAUGACGCCCGUCUUUGUGUAUACACGUGACCUCUUUUAACCAAUCAGAAAGGUGUCUCAGCGAACACUCAGCGGGGCACGCGAGGACGAACCAACGGCUAUUCCUUCACUCGGAAAGCUGGUCUUUUGCUCACCAUGAAUACGUCCGCUAAAAAACGGCGACAAAAUCAUGUCAAGCCCGGCUCAAAAACGUCCAAGAGCGCAGCGAGCAUGCUCUCAGGCGGCCAGACGGCCGAAAUCGGAGUCGAGGGUAGUUUUGUGGAGGGAUCCAUACUUCGCAUCAGCAUGAAAAACUUCCUGACCUACGACUACUCUGUGCUGUAUCCGGGACCCAAUCUGAACAUGAUUGUUGGAGCCAAUGGAACUGGCAAGUCGAGCAUCGUGUGUGCCAUCUGUCUGGGUCUGGCUGGCAAGACCUCUAUCCUGGGCAGAGGCGACAAGGUUGGGCUCUAUGUCAAACGUGGGUGCAAUAAAGGAUUCAUUGAGAUUGAACUGUUCAAGCCUGGUGGGAAUGUAGUGAUUAACAGAGAGAUCCACGUGGAGAACAAUCAGUCACUGUGGAUGCUGAAUGGAAGACACUGCAACCAGAAAUCAGUGGAAGAAGAAGUCAAGGCUCUGCGAAUCCAAGUCGGCAACCUCUGCCAGUUUCUGCCUCAGGAAAAAGUGGGAGAGUUUGCCAAGAUGUCCAAAAUUGAGUUGCUGGAGGCAACUGAGAAGUCAGUGGGACCACCAAAAAUGCACGAGUACCAUUGUGAGCUAAAAAACUAUCACAACAAAGAACGAGAACUGGAGAACGUUUUGAAGGAGAAAGCCAGUUUCCUGGAAAAAGCCAAGCAGAGGAACGAGAGGAACAAACACGAUGUGAACCGUUACUACGAAAAGAAGAGACAUCUGGACGUGAUUGAGUUGCUUGAGAAGAAGAAGCCGUGGGUGGAGUACGAGACCACCCGUAAGGAGUUUGAGGGCGCGAAGAAGGAGCGAGACAAUGCCAAAAAGCAGCUCACUGCCCUGAAGCAGGCCCAGGCGCCAAUGCUGGCGAAGAUCCAGCUGAUCGAUAACCAGUUGAAGCCCACAGAGGCACAAAUAAAGUCUAAGACUGUCCACAUCAAAGAAGCUUCUCUGAAGUGCAAACAGAAACAAGAGCAGCUGGAACGGAAACACAAAGAGGUAGCCGAUAUCAAACAGACACAAAGGCUGAAGCAGAUGGAGGAGGAAGACCACCAGAAGCGAAUCAGCAACACCAGACGGACCAUCGACGACCUGAAGGCGGAGCUCGCCAAAGUUGCCGACCAACCCGACAUGACCCCACGAAUCAACGCUGUGAAUGUCGAGCUGAGGAACAUCCGGGAGGAGAGAGCCAAGACCGAAGGAGAGAAGGCCGACCUACGCAGGGAGAAAGACAACCUCUACGCCGAGUCCACACUGUUGGUGAGAAAGCUCAGUGACAUGAACAACAUGAUGAACGCCAAAGAGGAGAAGCUGCAACGACGCCACAGGGACACGCACACUGCCCUCCAGUGGCUCCGGCACAACAGACACCUCUUUGCUGGGAACGUCCAUGAGCCCAUGAUGCUGGUGAUCAAUGUGCGAGAUCAUCGCUUUGCUAAGUUCGUGGAGAACCACAUCUCGUUCCACGAUCUGAGGGCGUUUGUCUUCCAGAGAAAAGACGACAUGGAGAAAUUCAUGACCGAGGUCCGUGACAAGAUGAACUUGAAAGUGAACUCCAUCUCUGCUCCGGAAGAUUUGUGCUUUCGGCGCCCGCCGUCGCGAAAUAUUGAGUCCCUGAGACGUUUCGGGUUCUUCACCUACCUACGCGAGAUGUUCGACGCCCCCGAUGAGGUGAUGAGUUACCUCUGUCACCAGUACAAGGUGCAUGAUGUUCCUGUGGGCAAUGACCAAACUAAAGCCAUGAUGAAAACGGUGAUCGAGGAGCCCUACCUCCGGGUGUUCUACACAACAGACGAGAGGUACACACUGAAGAGGUCCCACUACUCCAACAAGAUCAGCACCAGCAACUCUGCGGUGCACCCGUCCCAGUACCUCACCAUCACCGUGGAUGCUGAAGCGAAGCGGCAGCUGGAGCAGCAGAUGAAGACCUGUGAGGUGAAGUUACGAGACAUCGAUGAGCGGAUAAAGGUCCUGCAGGCGGAGGCCGCCACACUGGAUCGCCGUGACAACGAGUUGUUGGCCGAGAAGAAGCACCUCUCUGAAGUCAAGGGCAAAAAGAGGCAGCUGGAGCAGAAGAUCAGUACGAAGCAGGACAGUUUGGGGCAGAUGGAGCACGGCGUCAUCGACCUGCAGAAGAUCGAAGAGGAAACUAAGGAAAAAAUUGCUGGUGUCAAUUCCCAGAAAGUGUCCAUAGUCGGAGCGUUCAUGGUCAACAUGAAGCUGAGAUCCACGCUGUCCAUGGAGAAGGUGUUCCUGGCUCUGGAGACGGUGGGUCUGAUGGCUGAGAAGGCUAAGCUGGAGAACGAUUGUAGAGACGGCACCUCUGAACUAAAGAACAUCGUGGAAAUAUGUAGCCGCCUGGAGCAGAGGAAGGUGCAGCUGACGGCACAAUGCAAAGGCCUGCUGAAGAGAGCGAUGACCAUUUGCAAGAUGAAGCCUGAAGAAUCGUUACCCGAAGACCUUCGUAACGCUUUCAGCAAGCUGCCUGACACACUCGACGAGAUCGACGCCACGCUGAAUGAGGAGCGGGCCAGAGCCGAGUGCUUCACUGGCCUCAGUGAAAAUGUUGUUGACGAGUACAACAAGAGAGAGCAGGAGGCCAAACAUCUGGAGAAAGAGCUGGAAGACCAGAGCACCGCUCUGGGCGCGUACCGGCAGAACAUCUCCGAGGUAUGGCGCAUGGCGCUGCGGGGGGGUCCUCUGGCUCAUGUCAAUCAUGUGGUGAAUUUAAGCUGGAUGACGGGACAUUUGACGUAGGAGGACCAGGGCCCCGGG
Pseudoliparis swirei is the source of this 4068-nucleotide messenger RNA. Its product is annotated as structural maintenance of chromosomes protein 5-like. The transcript has 20 exons. Lineage: Eukaryota; Metazoa; Chordata; Actinopteri; Perciformes; Liparidae. The record is from RefSeq and is a predicted model, not a curated record. Gene Ontology annotation, cellular component: Smc5-Smc6 complex. Gene Ontology annotation, molecular function: ATP binding; ATP hydrolysis activity. Gene Ontology annotation, biological process: double-strand break repair via homologous recombination. The coding region runs from base 1261 to 4050 and encodes 929 amino acids.